Brugia pahangi is the source of this 4839-nucleotide messenger RNA. The record is from the annotation of a GenBank genome assembly. Lineage: Eukaryota; Metazoa; Nematoda; Chromadorea; Rhabditida; Onchocercidae.
AUGCUGUUUUUACUCUUUCUAUACUGUACUAUCUUAUUAACGACACGUUCUCACGGAGCAGAGCUCUUUGAAUUCGGUGUCGAACAGGGCGAUCAGGUGCUAUCAUUUUCAAAUGACUCAUAUGCUGUAACAUUGGACGUACCAAUAAUAUAUUUUGAAGAGAGUCAGAAUGAAUUAUUUAUCUCUUCGAAAGGUAUUGUAACAUUUGGUAAAGCUGCCGAUGUCACGGAAAUGACUGAUUUGGAUCAAGAAAGAAUCAAUGCAAUUGCAAUAUUUUUUGCACAAAACAGUGCGGGAAAAAUUUUUUAUCGAGCAACUUCAAGUGAUACAAAUUUGCUGAAUGAUUUAACGGAUAAAAUUCGAAAAAACUUUCCCAAUCGGGAAUUAUCCGAUUUCACAGCUUUGCAUGCUGUUGUAAUAACAUGGAGUAAUAUAGAAGGUGAAGAUGCUGAACAAGGCUUAAAUGAAUUUCAGAUGGUUUUAGUAACAGAUGGAAUGAGUUCAUACGUAUUUCUCAUUUACGAUCAAAUAACUUGGACUGGGAAGAAUGGCCAUUAUGCGCAAGCUGGUCUGUACUGCUCCGAUGGUCGACGUGAAACGAUGGUUAACAGUGGGACGCCUAAUAUUAGGGAACUUGUAAACCUAUCAAAUAACCAAAAGGAAGGCACUUACAUUUUCCGAAUAUCAGGUGCUACACCUGAAGAUCCACGAGGAACACUAGUUGAGGAUGAUUACAAUUAUAACGAUUAUGAGCAAGACUAUGACUCUGAUAAUGAACAUAAACGACAACACAAGCUAUUAUCAGAACAUUGUCCAACAGAUCCGUAUCGUGACCAAUGUCCAGUGGAAUGUCACGUACUGACCGAUGAUCGUGGAUGUUCGCUUUGUGUUUGUGCACAACCACCGGACCUUAAUAAAAUAGAGAAGAAAGACGAUGAAAUGGGCAAAGUGGUAGUACCGAGCCAACGUGAAGAAAUUAAUGUAGAACCAGGUGAAUCUACAACAAGAGAGGCAUUACAAGAACAAGAUGUCAGGGACAAAGAGCCAAAGCCAGAUGACGAAGGCGAAGGAGAAUCAAAAUUAAUUAUUCCAACAGACUCGAAAAAUUCGGAAUCAAUUGACGAUAUUGAAGGCAUUGCAUUAAGCUGUGCUAUUGCCAGUAAAAAAGUGCAACCGUGUAAUUUGCACGCCAAAUGCAAUGACUACAAUCCAGGUUACUGUUGUGAAUGUCUGCCGGGCUAUUACGGUAAUGGCGAAGAAUGUUUGAAAGACGGGGAACCACAAAGAAUCAAUGGUGGCUUUGAGGGUGUGAUAAAUGGUAAAGAAAUGGAUCGAACUGAGUUACACACUUAUGUGAUGGUGGAAGAAGGUCGAAGUUAUACAGCACUUUCACAAAUACCGCCAGAGAUUGGAAGAUCAUUACUAUUAUUGAAUGCGAUUGGUAGUGCUAUGGGAUGGUUGUUUGCUAAGGUGGUGUCAUCGACGUCUUAUAACGGAUUUAUGCUUACAGGUGGACUUUUUAAUCGUACUGUAAACGUUCAUAUUGGAGAUCGAUAUAUGGUAACAAUCAAGCAACAGUUUUCUGGCCGUGACAUUUAUCAUUACUUCAAAGCACAUAUGUUUAUAUCAGGGACGUUGCCUACUUUGAUGGAAGGUGCAGAGGUAAUUUAUUCAGAUCAUGACGAAGAAUACAGGCGUGAAGGACCUGGAUUUUUGCGAUCAUACUCAUCCCAGAUGGUAACGAUCAAAGAAAAUGGUGUGGAAACACAAAUGAAGCUAUCGACUGACCAACAGAUACACUAUAAAGAAUGUCCAUUUAGAGAGUUUACGAAAGAUCCAGUGGUCGUAAUUCACGUUAGUCGGAUUCAUGUUGUUUACGAUGUUGAAGAGCACAUCGUACGUUAUGCAUCAGCAAAUAUGGCAACAAAACGAGACUCUAAUAUCAUGAUAGCUCCAUCCGGUACAGAUCAUCACCAAUUACUUCAUACUAAUCAACAAUCAUUACAACAGCAGCAACAACAACAGUACCGUAAUCAAGAAUAUCAUCUGCAGAAGGAAAAUGUAGAGAAUCAGAGACCACCAUGCACUAAUUGUCUACAAAAUGCGUGUGAAAAUGGUCGACACUUAUGUAAAUCGCCAAAUAUGAUUUGUGCCCCGGUGGAACGUUCGUACCGUUGUGAAUGUGUAAAAGGAUAUCAAGCUGAGUACGACAACGACACAGAGCUUGGCUGGAAAUGUAUUGAUAUGAACGAAUGUGAACGAGGAGAGCAUAAAUGUAAUCGUAAUGCCAUCUGUAUCAAUUUGGAAGGUACAUUUGAGUGUCGCUGUAAUGAUGGAUACGAAGGAGAUGGACAUCAUUGCCGAAAAGUCGGAGUUGAUGGUGAACUUGAAAAUAAAAGACCAUUGACUGGAAGCGGUUGUCUCGAUCAUCGCGAUUGCCAUCAGUGGGGAGAAUGCAUUUUCGGGCGGAAUGGGGAACUAGGCUACUGUAAAUGUCGUGGCUGGUAUACAGGUGAUGGUGUGCAUCAUUGUGGACCACCGACAGAGACAGAAGUCAAGCAGGUAGUGAUUGAAGAUUCUAAUCGAGAACAAGCGGGACAAACAUGCGGAGAAUAUAUGUGUGACGUAAAUGCAUACUGUGACUCAUCAUCAGGAAGCGAGCAAUGUGAGUGUCAGAAAGGCUAUCACGGUAAUGGAAUCAGUUGUGUCCCUCAUUUUAGUGACCAGAAAAAACAGAACGGUACAGGAGAUUCUGGCGAUAUUAGUGUUGGCAUCGGCAAGAUUUGCCGUUCACAUGACGAAUGCGGGAAACACGGUAACUGCGUGUACAACAAUGAACUUGCCGUCUACCGUUGUAUUUGCGUACCACCGUAUUUUAGUGAUGGAAUGAAUUGUGUAGAAUCAAAAGGAGGAAACAAUUCUAGCAAUGAAUUUCUAGAAGGAGUAUCUUGCAAUGUGAUUAAUAAUUGUAAUACCAAUGCUGAUUGCAUUUUUGAAAAGAAUGAUCGUGACGAAAGUGUAUAUCGUUGUCGCUGUCGUCCAGGAUUCUCGGGAGAUGGUCAUCGAUGCACUAUGACCUCACUGGAUAAUCUUCCUGCAUAUGCUGUGUUAGGAUGUGAUCAGUUGGGUAAUUGUGACCUGAAUGCGGUGUGUGUACUGGAUGCAUAUACCGGUCGUCAUUAUUGUCGGUGCUUGGAUGGUUUUGAUGGUGACGGAUACAUGUGUGAGACUGUGCGACAAAAUACCCUUUUGCCAUCUUUGCUUCCUGAACCAGCGGAUGCUAAAACUUGCCGCGAAGCAAGUGAUUGUCAUCAAAAUGCGCACUGUGUGGUUCGUGAAAACUCAUUGGAUUAUUUUUGCGAAUGUUUACCUGGCUAUCGAGGUGAUGGUGUCACUCGAUGUACUGCUGCAGAUGAUUGCACACCUGGUGAUGAACAUGCAUGUCACAAGAAUGCUGUUUGUGUGUUUGGAGAAGUUGAGAGAACGUACACCUGCAAAUGUGCGCAAGGUUUUGUUGAUGAUGGACGACAGUGUGUAGCACGACAUUCAGCAGAAUGCAAUGAACAACCGGGAAUUUGCCAUAAAAAUGCGCAAUGUGUAUAUAGCAGAGAUGAAGGACGACACAAGUGUAUUUGCAAAGAUGGCACCACUGGCGACGGAUAUGAAAAUUGCCGUGAAGAAGUCAAAAUGCACCGUUGUGGUGAAUGCUCAUCACAUGCACGAUGUAUGCACGAUGAAGCAGAUGAUUCAUGGAGAUGUCGUUGCAUGCAAGGAUAUAUAGGCAAUGGACAUUUGUGCACAUUAUACACUAAUUGCUUGGACGAUCGGUCAUUAUGUGACGAGCAUGCAGAAUGCGUACCAAACGAAUAUGGUCAUUACAUCUGCAACUGUCACUACGGAUAUCAUGGGAAUGGCCGAACUUGCACACCAGACAGUGAAAGUCGUGAAGAAGCCAUAUUUAUUUGUCGCGGCAUGACAAUAAUCGAGAGAAGUGUCAACCCUGAUUUACCGGGGAAACAGCUUAUAGUAGUACCACAUCAGAUAGCAGUUGGUAUUGAUUUUGAUUGUCAGGAAGAACGGAUCGUCUGGAGCGACAUUGCUGGUCAUUCGAUCUUAUCGGCAUCGAUAAAUGGAACGAAUGAACAAAAAUUUAUGGAUACAGUGUUGAAAAGUCCGGAAGGUAUCGCUAUUGAUUGGUCUUCACGUAAUGUUUAUUACGCAGAUUCGGUUAAAGAUGAAAUUGGUGUGGCCAGUCUUGAUGGGAAAUACUACAAAACGCUUAUCAAUGAAGGAUUAGUGAAUCCACGUGCGUUAGCCAUCGACCUCACUGACAGGUAUUUGUACUAUUCUGAUUGGCAUCGUGAAAACCCGGUGAUUGGACGCGUACGUCUGGAUGGUACCGAGAAUUCUGCUUUCAUAUCUACAGAAGUGAAUCUACCUAACGGUCUUACCGUACUUCUGGAACGACGUGAACUGUGCUGGGUAGAUGCCGGCUUACAACAGUUAUCUUGUAUUGGCUUAAAUGGACAAAAUCGUCGGGUCGUUUAUGCGCCACUCCAGUAUCCAUUCGGAUUAACUGUCCAUAACGAACAGCGUUUCUACUGGACCGAUUGGAGCGACAACAAAAUUCAUUCGGUAUCGGUAAAUGGCGAUGGAUAUAUAUCGUUUCCAGCAACAACCGGUGGUUCUGGACGACUGUAUGGUCUUGUUUCUGUGCCGUUGCGAUGCAAAGGAGUUGCCACAGCUUGUGCAGUGAAUAAUGGUGGAUGCGAACAUUUGUGUCUACCAGGGAAGAUAGAUGUAACUUGUGCUUGUCCGGAUAAUAUCGAUAGGUGCUGA